AUGUCGUUCAAUACUCGUCCAAUCAUAUUGUCCGGUCCAUCGGGUGGAGGAAAAAGUACAAUUUUAAAAAAGGCUAUGGAAAAUUAUCCUGAUCGAUUCGCGUUCAGCUCCGUUUUAGAUACAACUCGGGCGCCAAGAAUUGGUGAACAAAAUGGUAUACAUUAUUGGUUCAUUGAUAAAGCGUCCUUCGAGAAAAUGAUAGCUAAUGAAGAAUUUAUCGAAUAUGCGGUAUUCAGUGGAAAUUUUUAUGGAACAAGCAAAAAAGCCAUUGAAGCUGUUCAAAAAACUGGUCGUAUAUGUGUAUUGGAUGUUGAGUUGAAUGGUGUUAAAAACAUUCGCAAGUUUGGCCUAAAUGCAAAAUAUAUUCUUAUAAGAGCACCUGAUUUACAGAUAAUUGAAGAUCGCUUACGACAGAGAAAGACUGAAACUGAAGAGACAUUACAGAAGCGCCUUAAUCAAGCCAAAGAAGAUCUUGAUGCAGUUUGUGCGCAGCCAGACUUAUUCGAUUUCAUCAUUGUAAACGAUGAUUUACAAAGGGCCUAUGAAGAAUUUGUCGAUAUUAUUAAAGAAGAGCUUGAACAGUUUGGUCCAUCUCAGCGACAAAUUAAACAAAUAUAA
Molecule: messenger RNA, 618 nt
Organism: Dracunculus medinensis (Guinea worm)
Lineage: Eukaryota; Metazoa; Nematoda; Chromadorea; Rhabditida; Dracunculidae
Source: the annotation of a GenBank genome assembly